Tetrahymena thermophila SB210 is the source of this 1830-nucleotide messenger RNA. Its product is annotated as amidase. The record is from RefSeq and is a predicted model, not a curated record. The transcript has 6 exons. Gene Ontology annotation, biological process: fatty acid catabolic process. Lineage: Eukaryota; Ciliophora; Oligohymenophorea; Hymenostomatida; Tetrahymenidae. Gene Ontology annotation, molecular function: amidase activity; fatty acid amide hydrolase activity.
AUGGAUUUUAAUUUAACUAAUUUUCUUGAAAAGUAAAUUUCCAUGAAGUAUGUUGCUUACUUCAUUGGAGCAUGUUUAGGUGUUAAGUUUGGAUCAUUUAUUCUGCGUUCUGCUAUAAAAAAAGUCAAAAUCUUAAUUUAAAAGAGCAAAGUUAGGAAAUUUAUUCAGAAGAGGAAUUAAGACCUAAAAAACUUGAUUAUACCCACUCCAAAUUUGUCAUAAGACAUUAUAAAUAAAGUGUUGAACAGCGAUAUCACUUAGUUGAAAAAGAUGCUUGAGGAAAAAAUAGUUAAAAGUGUGGAUUUAGUCAAUAUAUUUUCUUAAAGAGUGUAGAAACAUGGCAUAGAAUUUGGAAUAGUUACACAUUUAAAGUAUGAAGAAGCAAUUGAAGCAGCAAAGGAAUGUGAUAAACUAAGAAAAGAAAAUUCUCCAUUGUGCUCACUCCCUCUAUUUGGUAUCCCUAUUUCUAUGAAAGAAACUUUUGAUGAGAAAGGUUAUCCUGCAACAAUUGGAUCUAUUUUUAGACUAGAUCACAUUCCUAAAGAGGAUGGAUUUUGUGUUAAGCUCUUAAAAUCUGGAGGAGCUAUUCCCUUUUUACGUACAAAUGUUCCUUAAGCUGCUAUGAUUUAUGAGUCUGUAAAUGAUGUUUAUGGAAGAGUCUUAAAUCCUUGGGACAAAACAAAAUACGCUGGAGGUUCAUCUGGUGGAGAAGGUGCUGCAGUUGCAGCUAGAAUGUCUCCUGGUGGAAUGGGAAGUGAUAUAGGCGGUUCUAUUAGAAUUCCUGCAGCAAUGUGUGGUGUUUAUGGAUUUAAGCCAACUGCUUAAAGAACAAUUAUGUCUGGUCAUACUUUCUAUUCAAAGGCUUUCAAUGGAUAAAAAACUGUUCUGUGCGCAUCUGGACCUAUUUGCAAAUCUGUUGAUGAUUUAAUCUUAUUUUUUAGAUAAUUGAGCGAUCCUUAAUACUUAUAGAAAUUCAAGUUACAUGAAAGAGACCCCUUUUUCCCAACAUAGCAGAUUAACGAAACAGAACUAAGCAAUAAUAAAAAAUAAAGAAGAUUUGGCUACUUUAAAACUCUUAAGUCAUUUGAUUGCACUCUCGCUAACCAAAGAGCUGUAGAAAUCGCUGUCGAAAAGCUUAGAGCUUAAGGCCAUCAACUAGUAGAAGUUGAUUUGCCAGAUGUUGAUUCCAUUAAAAAUGGAUUUAUAUAAUUCUUGCUAUCAGAUAGCUUCUAAGGAAUUUAUGAUUUAUUGAGUCAAGAAGACACUGUAAAAGAGUAUUUGAUGAUUGAUAUUUUUGCUUCAACUCCCCCUUUGAUUAAAAGAUUUCUCAGUGUGCUAUUUUAUAUGUUAGGAGAGAAAUCAUUUGCUGAAUUGUUACCUUAAACAAACAGAUUACAGGUUGAGGAGUUAAAUAAACUACAAUACAAAAUUGGUUAAUUACAAUAGGAUUACUUGAGAUUAUUUGAUGACCAUGAAAUAGAAGCAAUUAUUUGCCCUUCAUUUGGAGCACCUGCUCUCCCUCAUUCUAGUUCUUUAGAUUCUACACCCGUUUGUCUAUACACUUUUAUUUGGAACUACUUGAACUUCCCUUGUGGUGUUUUGCCAGUAACCAAAGUUUAGAAGGAAGAACAACAUUUCAAUAAUUCCAGAAUAAAAGAAUUACCAGCUAAAAGAGUAGAUUUUUAUAUGAAAUAAAAUACUGAAGGUCUUCCAGUAAAUGUUUAAGUUGUUGCUCCUCCUUUCAAAGAGGAAACAUGCUUAAACGUUAUGAAAAUUUUAGAUGAUGAAAUAUAAUUCUACAAGCAUAACUCAUAUCCAGAACUUAAAUGA